AUGAGUGCCAUCGCCCCAAAGCACAUGAACCCCCUCCUCGCUGCGUACCUCCGCAACCUCACCACACACCCGCUCAGGACCAAGGCUAUUACUACAGCGCUCCUCCAGUUCUUCCAGGAGAUCCUCGCCUCGCACCUCUCGCGCACGCCGCCCCCGCGCGUCGCCAAGGACGCCCCCCUGCUCGCGCACGCGCUCGCGCGCGCGCAGGUCUCGGGCAAGGCGCUCAAGAUGGCCGCGUACGGCGCGGGCGUGUCCGCGCCGCUCGCGCACGCGCUCGUGAGCGCGCUCCAGCGCGCGUUCGCCGGCCGCGCGGGGGAGGGGGUCGCCGGGCGCGUCCGGAUGUUGCUCGCGAGCCAGCUCGUCGUGGCGCCGAUCCAGAUCCUCGCGUACCUCUCGUGCAUGGCGGUCAUCAACGGGGCCAAGUCCGCGAACGAGGUCUGGAAGACCGUCAAGGCCGGCUUCCUGCCGGUGAUGAGGAUCACAUGGAUGACGUCCCCGGUGUACACCGUCUUCGCGCAGCAGUUCCUGCCCGCGGAGAUGUGGGUCCCGUUCUUCAACCUCAUGCAGUUCAUCGCCGGGACGUACUUCAACACGAAGCUCAAGCAGAUGCGCCUGAAGGCCGACGCCGAGGCGAAGGCGAAGAAGGAUGCCGAGAACAAGGACUAG
Epithele typhae is the source of this 666-nucleotide messenger RNA. RefSeq lists its product as uncharacterized. The record is from RefSeq and is a predicted model, not a curated record. The transcript has 5 exons. Gene Ontology annotation, cellular component: membrane; cytoplasm. The coding region runs from base 1 to 666 and encodes 221 amino acids. NCBI's taxonomy places the organism in Eukaryota, Fungi, Basidiomycota, Agaricomycetes, Polyporales, Epitheliaceae.